This is a messenger RNA of Coregonus sp. 'balchen', 13572 nucleotides long. The record is from the annotation of a GenBank genome assembly. Lineage: Eukaryota; Metazoa; Chordata; Actinopteri; Salmoniformes; Salmonidae.
AUGGGAUGUACACUCAGCGCCGAGGAGCGCGCUGCUCUGGACAGGAGCAAAGCCAUCGAGAAAAACCUGAAGGAUGAUGGAGUCACUGCCGCAAAGGAGGUGAAACUGCUACUGCUUGGUAAGACACCGUUUAUAACGGGGCUUCCCGUUCUGCACGGUUCGGUUGAUGUUGAUGUAGAUUGCAUAGAGCCGGGCCGGGGCGGCAGGCGCUCUCCGUGGUCCUGAUGUCAUGUCACCCUAAAGACAACCGACUCUCACUCUGCUCUCUAUUCCCUUUAGGGGGAGGAGAAUCGGGCAAAAGCACCAUCGUCAAACAGAUGAAGUAAGUGCUUUUUUUUCUGAUAUAGGCGUCUUUGACGAGGCCUGAGAUUGCGCCUCCCCUGCCCAUAGUGAGGCUGAGCUGCUAGCUCCGCCAUGUUUCCUCAGAGGCCGUACCUCUGCUGGUGAUUCGAACACCUCUUGUAGACGGUAAUCGGAGGCGGUGCUCACGGUCAGUUGCAGGCCACCGGGGUGCUGUCCACUGAUAUGGUGCUGAAAUUUACCCAGAGGUUUUUCAUGUGUCUAUCGAAAAAGAGGGAGGGCGAAUACAUGGGUGUUUGUGACUGUGUGUGUGUGUCUGUGUUUGUGUGCAGCCUGUAUGUGUGUAUUAGUGAUGUCACUACAGCACCAUUAGCAAAUAUCUCUGGUUUAAUCUUAAUGGCUUUAAGUGCCUGAUAUCGCCCAGUGUACUUUGCCUAUAAAGCGGAUUUACUCAGAAAAUAUGGCAUCUAAAACCUCAUCUAAACCUUUCCCUUUCUCAUCUAAACCACUCUCUUAUCUAAAUCACUGUUCUUUUUCUAAACCCUGUUGCUAGAUUUCUUCUUUAAAGAAGAACUCUGUAUCCAGGGCCCAACCAGAAAAGCAUAUUAUAUAAUAUUUUCAUGCACAUAAUAAAACAUGGCUGUUGCUAUGCAGACAUCCUCUCAAAAAUCCACAAUAUCAAUUUUUUUGGGUUCUGUGCACUCACUGUACCUCAGCACACACUCAUCUGCCCCACACACACCCUGCUUUUUCCAUCACACACACUGCUCCCUCCACUCCACUCUGUUUCCAUCCAUUCUAGCACUCUCUCCAUAUUUAAUUAUCCUGGGGGUUCUCCCUAGCGGUACAGACAGUUACCCAAAGGCAUCUCUCAGGAGCCGCUUCUGUUGUGAACUACAUAUGUUACAUUGGUUAUAUUAUAUAAUGCCAGGAUCGGGACAGGGAAAACUGAUCCUGGAGCUGAGCUAGUAUUUUUCCUUGUGUGUGUACACAUGUGUGUGCAUUUGUGUAGUUUUGUAUGUAUAUUGAUAAUGGUGUGUGUGUGUGGAUGUGCUUACAUCCGUACGUUUAUUUGCUCAAAUUUUAUUGACACGAUAAACCCCUUGAGAUACCCCAUCAUGUUUUACAAAGGAGUCUUGUUUUCCAAAGGAGUGUAAUAAUAAUAAUAAUAAUAAUAAUAAUAAUAAAUAUACACUACAUGGCCAAAAGUACGUGGACACCUGCUUGUAGAACAUCUCAUUCCAAAAUCAUGGGCAUUAAUAUGGAGUUGGUCCACCCUUUGCUGCUAUAACAGCCUCCACUCUUCUGGGAAGGCUUUCCACUAGAUGUUGGAACAUUGCUGUGGGGACUUGCUUCCAUUCAGCCACAAGAGCAUUAGUGAGGUCAGGCACUGAUGUUGGGCGAUUAGGCCUGGCUCGCAGUCGGCGUUCCAAUUCAUCCCAAAGGUGUUCGAUGGGGUUGAAGUCAGGGCUCUGUGAAGGCCAGUCAUGUUCUUCCACACCGAUCUUGACAAACCAUUUCUGUAUGGACCUAGCUUUGUGUACAGGGGCAUUGCCAUGUUGAAACAGGAAAGGGCCUUCCCCAAACUGUUGCCACAAAGUUGGAUGGACAGAUUCGUCUAGAAUGUCAUUGUAUGCUGUAGUGUUAAGAUUUCCCUUCACUGGAAGUAAGGGGCCUAGCCCGAACCAUGAAAAACAGCCCCAAACCAUUAUUCAUCCUCCACCAAACUUUACAGUUGGCACUAUGCAUUGGGUUAGGUAGCGUUCUCCUGGAAUUCGCCAAACCCAGAUUCAUUCAGACUGCCAGAUGGUGAAGCGUGAUUCGUCUCUCCAGAGAAUGCGUUUCCACUGCUCCAGAGUCCAAUAGCAGUGAGCUUUACACCACUCCAGCCGAUGCUUGGCAUUGCGUAUGGUGAUCUUAGGCUUGUGGGCGGCUGCUCGGCCAUGGAAACCCAUUUCAUUAAGCUCCUGACGAACAGUUAUUGUGCUGACGUUGCUUCCAGAGGCAGUUUGGAACUCAUUAGUGAGUGUUGCAACCAAGGACAGACGAUUUUUACGCAUUACGUGCUUCAGCAUUUGGCGGUCCCAUUCUGUGAGCUUGUGGGGCCUACCACUUCGCGGCUGAGCUGUUGCUGCUCCUAGACGUUUCCACUUCACAAUAACGCCACUUACAAUAACAGCACUUACAGUUGACCAGGACAGCUUUAGCAGGGCAGAGGAAAUUUGAGCUCUUCAGUACGGGCCAUUCUACUGCCAAUGUUUGUCUAUGGAGAUUGCAUGGCUGUGUGCUCGAUUUUAUACACCUGUCAGCAACGGGUGUGGCUGAAAUAGCAGAAUCCACUAAUUUGAAGGGGUGUCCACAUACUUGUAGUGUAGCUGUGAGCAGCAAUGAACGGGGUUCUCAGGAUGACAGGAAGGACACAAGAUCAAAGUGGAUUUACAGUGGUUUAAAUAUACACAUAAAAACUGAUUUUCAUUUGUCAAUAACUCAGCCAUCUUUUGACCUUUUCUCAAAGUACCAUGGGCCUACAUUCCGAAUUUGGUGUCAUUUGGUCCUAUGGUUCAUGAGUAGAAGAUGUUUUAAGUAUUUUUAGCAUAUUUUAGCAUAUUAGCGUUUGAGCUAAUAUGCAUCUACUGGUAUAGUGUGGCCAUCUUUUGAAUGCAUCAAUGUUAUUUUCUCAAACUCGUUAGGGACUAUUGUGAUGAGUCCAAAGACCACAUUUGGAGUGAAUCUGAUGUUUAGUCCAUGAGAAGAAGAUUUUUUAUGAUUAUUUUAAGCAUUAGCGUUACAUAGUAAAAAAAAAUGUGAAUUGUUAAUAGUUUCCUUAUUUUUUUUAAGACAUCAAUGCCAAACAUAACAUGGUUCAUCAUGGUAAUGUAUUUGAUGACCACAAAAAGUUUCAAGCUGAUAGGCCAUUGUGAAGUGGAUGUAUCAAUAACUCAGCCGUCUCUUAACCAAUCCCUUAGCUUUUCUCAAACUAAGUUGUUAUUUGGACUUAUGGUUCAUGAGAAUAUCUUUUUUAAAGGUUUUCCCAAAUUUCCAAGAUGGAGGAAAAUCUAUCCCGACGGACCUAAUGGGUCCUUGCGGCAAAUUUGUUCAGCUUGCGGAAAGACACCUACAUGCAAAGUUUCACGUCACUAGGUCAAAUGGGGCGGAUAUGAGGGUUUAAGUGAGACUGCUUAUAACAGCACCACCUAUAGGCCAAUCGGUGCCUUCUUUUGACCAAGUUAAUCAUGGCGUCUAGUUUCUCUGUGCCAAAUUAGAAAACGUAUGUGUGUGUGUGUGUGUGUGUGUGUGUGUGUUUGUAUGUAGCAAGGUACAGUGGGGAAAAAAGUAUUUAGUCAGCCACCAAUUGUGCAAGUUCUCCCACUUAAAAAGAUGAGAGAGGCCUGUAAUUUUCAUCAUAGGUACACGUCAACUAUGACAGACAAAAUGAGAAUUUUUUUUCCAGAAAAUCACAUUGUAGGAUUUUUAAUGAAUUUAUUUGCAAAUUUGGUGGGAAAUAAGUAUUUGGUCAAUAACAAAAGUUUCUCAAUACUUUGUUAUAUACCCUUUGUUGGCAAUGACACAGGUCAAACGUUUUCUGUAAGUCUUCACAAGGUUUUCACACACUGUUGCUGGUAUUUUGGCCCAUUCCUCCAUGCAGAUCUCCUCUAGAGCAGUGAUGUUUUGGGGCUGUCGCUGGGCAACACGGACUUUCAACUCCCUCCAAAGAUUUUCUAUGGGGUUGAGAUCUGGAGACUGGCUAGGCCACUCCAGGACCUUGAAAUGCUUCUUACGAAGCCACUCCUUCGUUGCCCGGGCGGUGUGUUUGGGAUCAUUGUCAUGCUGAAAGACCCAGCCACGUUUGAUCUUCAAUGCCCUUGCUGAUGGAAGGAGGUUUUCACUCAAAAUCUCACGAUACAUGGCCCCAUUCAUUCUUUCCUUUACACGGAUCAGUCGUCCUGGUCCCUUUGCAGAAAAACAGCCCCAAAGCAUGAUGUUUCCACCCCCAUGCUUCACAGUAGGUAUGGUGUUCUAUGGAUGCAACUCAGCAUUCUUUGUCCUCCAAACACGACGAGUUGAGUUUUUACCAAAAAGUUCUAUUUUGGUUUCAUCUGACCAUAUGACAUUCUCCCAAUCCUCUUCUGGAUCAUCCAAAUGCACUCUAGCAAACUUCAGACGGGCCUGGACAUGUACUGGCUUAAGCAGGGGGACACGUCUAGCACUGCAGGAUUUGAGUCCCUGGCGGCGUAGUGUGUUACUGAUGGUAGGCUUUGUUACUUUGGUCCCAGCUCUCUGCAGGUCAUUCACUAGGUCCCCCCGUGUGGUUCUGGGAUUUUUGCUCACCGUUCUUGUGAUCAUUUUGACCCCACGGGGUGAGAUCUUGCGUGGAGCCCCAGAUCGAGGGAGAUUAUCAGUGGUCUUGUAUGUCUUCCAUUUCCUAAUAAUUGCUCCCACAGUUGAUUUCUUCAAACCAAGCGCUGCUUACCUAUUGCAGAUUCAGUCUUCCCAGCCUGGUGCAGGUCUACAAUUUUGUUUCUGGUGUCCUUUGACAGCUCUUUGGUCUUGGCCAUAGUGGAGUUUGGAGUGUGACUGUUUGAGGUUGUGGACAGGUGUCUUUUAUACUGAUAACAAGUUCAAACAGGUGCCAUUAAUACAGGUAACGAGUGGAGGACAGAGGAGCCUCUUAAAGAAGAAGUUACAGGUCUGUGAGAGCCAGAAAUCUUGCUUGUUUGUAGGUGACCAAAUACUUAUUUUCCACCAUAAUUUGCAAAUAAAUUCAUUACAAAUCCUACAAUGUGAUUUUCUGGAUUAUUUUUCUCUCAAUUUGUCUGUCAUAGUUGACGUGUACCUAUGAUGAAAAUUACAGGCCUCUCUCAUCUUUUUAAGUGGGAGAACUUGCACAAUUGGUGGCUGACUAAAUACUUUUUUCCCCCACUGUAUAUUGAUAAUGGUAUACAGCAAUCUGUAUUAUUAAAAAGCAAGGCCCUCCUCUGAAUGUUUUAAUAGAACUUGAUUAUAGUGUAACUACGUACAACUAGCAAAGUAGUACACAAGAACACAUUUAAAAGUGUGAACACCUUAGAUUGCUGAAUUGUGAAAAAAGGGAAGAAAAUUUUAAAAUUUGGGGGAUCAAUUUUUAAGUACCUGGCCUACUUCGAUUUGGUGUCAUUUGUCCUAGGGUUCAUGAGUAGAAGAUUUUUAAGUAUUUUUAGCAUAUUUUAAGCAUAUUAGCGUUGAGCUAAUAUGCAUCUACUGGUAUAGGUGGCCAUCUUUUGAAUGCAUCAAUUUAUUUUCUCAACUCGUAGGGACUAUUGUGAUGGUCCAAGACCACAUUUGGAGUGAAUCUGAUGUUUAGUCCAUGAGAAGAAGAUUUUUAUGAUUAUUUAAGCAUUAGCGUUACAUAGUAAAAAAAAAUGUGAAUUGUUAAUAGUUUCCUUAUUUUUUUUAAGACAUCAAUGCCAAACAUAACAUGGUUCAUCAUGGUAAUGUAUUUGAUGACCACAAAAAGUUUCAAGCUGAUAGGCCAUUGUGAAGUGGAUGUAUCAAUAACUCAGCCGUCUCUUAACCAAUCCCUUAGCUUUUCUCCAAACUAAGUUGUUAUUUGGACUUAUGGUUCAUGAGAAUAUCUUUUUUAAAGGUUUUCCCAAAUUUCCAAGAUGGAGGAAAAUCUAUCCCGACGGACCUAAUGGGUCCUUGCGGCAAAUUUGUUCAGCUUGCGGAAAGACACCUACAUGCAAAGUUUCACGUCACUAGGUCAAAUGGGGCGGAUAUGAGGGUUUAAGUGAGACUGCUUAUAACAGCACCACCUAUAGGCCAAUCGGUGCCUUCUUUUGACCAAGUUAAUCAUGGCGUCUAGUUUCUCUGUGCCAAAUUAGAAAACGUAUGUGUGUGUGUGUGUGUGUGUGUGUGUGUUUGUAUGUAGCAAGAAUCAUGUAAGCUGCAAGUUCUCUAUGGGGUUGAGCAACUCUGGAGAAAAUACUGGAGUAUUUGUCAAUAACAAAGUUCCACUUGGUUAUACCUUUGGGCAAUGACACAGGUCAAACGUUUGUAAGUCUUCACAAGGUUUCACACACUGUUGCUGGUAUUGUUGGCCCUUCCUCCAUGCCGAUCUCCUCUAGAGCAGUGAUGUUUUUGGGGCUGUCGCUGGGCAACACGGACUUUCAACUCCCUCCAAAGAUUUUCUAUGGGGUUGAGAUCUGGAGACUGGCUAGGCCACUCCAGGACCUUGAAAUGCUUCUUACGAAGCCACUCCUUCGUUGCCCGGUGCGGUGUGGUUUGGGAUCAUUGUCAUGCUGAAAGACCCAGCCACGUUUGAUCUUCAAUGCCCUUGCUGAUGGAAGGAGGUUUUCACUCAAAAUCUCACGAUACAUGGCCCCAUUCAUUCUUUCCUUUACACGGAUCAGUCGUCCUGGUCCCUUUGCAGAAAAACAGCCCCAAAGCAUGAUGUUUCCACCCCCAUGCUUCACAGUAGGUAUGGUGUUCUAUGGAUGCAACUCAGCAUUCUUUGUCCUCCAAACACGACGAGUUGAGUUUUUACCAAAAAGUUCUAUUUUGGUUUCAUCUGACCAUAUGACAUUCUCCCAAUCCUCUUCUGGAUCAUCCAAAUGCACUCUAGCAAACUUCAGACGGGCCUGGACAUGUACUGGCUUAAGCAGGGGGACACGUCUAGCACUGCAGGAUUUGAGUCCCUGGCGGCGUAGUGUGUUACUGAUGGUAGGCUUUGUUACUUUGGUCCCAGCUCUCUGCAGGUCAUUCACUAGGUCCCCCCGUGUGGUUCUGGGAUUUUUGCUCACCGUUCUUGUGAUCAUUUUGACCCCACGGGGUGAGAUCUUGCGUGGAGCCCCAGAUCGAGGGAGAUUAUCAGUGGUCUUGUAUGUCUUCCAUUUCCUAAUAAUUGCUCCCACAGUUGAUUUCUUCAAACCAAGCGCUGCUUACCUAUUGCAGAUUCAGUCUUCCCAGCCUGGUGCAGGUCUACAAUUUUGUUUCUGGUGUCCUUUGACAGCUCUUUGGUCUUGGCCAUAGUGGAGUUUGGAGUGUGACUGUUUGAGGUUGUGGACAGGUGUCUUUUAUACUGAUAACAAGUUCAAACAGGUGCCAUUAAUACAGGUAACGAGUGGAGGACAGAGGAGCCUCUUAAAGAAGAAGUUACAGGUCUGUGAGAGCCAGAAAUCUUGCUUGUUUGUAGGUGACCAAAUACUUAUUUUCCACCAUAAUUUGCAAAUAAAUUCAUUACAAAUCCUACAAUGUGAUUUUCUGGAUUAUUUUUCUCUCAAUUUGUCUGUCAUAGUUGACGUGUACCUAUGAUGAAAAUUACAGGCCUCUCUCAUCUUUUUAAGUGGGAGAACUUGCACAAUUGGUGGCUGACUAAAUACUUUUUUCCCCCACUGUAUAUUGAUAAUGGUAUACAGCAAUCUGUAUUAUUAAAAAGCAAGGCCCUCCUCUGAAUGUUUUAAUAGAACUUGAUUAUAGUGUACUAGUACAGACUAGCAAAGUGGUACACACACAUUUAAGAAAGGCACAUACUGAGGAAGGAUAUACAGCUUGAACAUCUGUGAAAAUAUAAGAAAAGGUAAUUGAACAUUUUACAAGAAUUUGUUACAUAAUGUGUGAACCACCUUACUUUGCUACGUAAUGUGUGAACCACCUUACUUUGUAAGAAUAAGAUCUUCAUACAUAUGGGUUAUGCACCUUUUUAAGUCGAUGGUAUAUUUCUGAAGUGUAUUCCAGACUAGGCUGCAGAGUUGAGUACAGGCUCAAGUUGUGUGUUCUCAGCGAUGAUGUGGUUGUUACUGGUGUAAUGGAUUUAUAAUCCGAUCCUCAAUAUCAGAGCAUUUCACGUCAAUGUUGUUAAGAGUGGUUUAAAUGUACAGACCACCUUUGACAUUACAAAUGUCAAACCUAGAGUGGCUAUAUUGGCUGCUGCUGAUGCUGCUGCUUAUGUGUGAGUGUUUGUGUGUGAAAGGGAGAAGAAAAGAGAAGAGGAGUGGUACCCAGUGAUGCGCUGCGUGUAUUUGGGUGUGUGCUAAGGAGCAGGCGCUGCUUGACACUCAGAGCUCAGAGACAUCCCUGUUCUUGGUCACAUGCACACGCGUACUCUAGAGACACCAGCACACAGGCACAUACACUAAAGCGUCUGCUGCAAUGUGGGUUCACUGAAUUGUGAAUGUUUGUGUGUGUGCACUCAUGCAUGCACACUUAGCCUACGUACAGUACGUGUGUGUUAUUUUGUAUGUGUACUGAUGUGUGUGUGUGUGUGUGCAGGAUUAUCCAUGAGGAUGGUUUUUCUGGGGAUGAUGUGAAGCAGUAUAAGCCUGUGGUCUACAGCAACACCAUCCAGAGCUUGGCUGCCGUCCUCCGAGCUAUGGACUCUCUGGGCAUCGAGUAUGCUGACAAGGACAGAAAGGUGGGUACAUGCUCCCUGCACAGGGUAGGGUUCAUCCAUAGUGUACAACCAAUGGCAAUUUCAAAACCUUACUUCAAAGUGUACUGUAAAGCAGACCUCAAUGAGGAUUCCAGUGAAGUAUGGUGGUACACAUCCAGGAAUUCAGCUAUACAGUCUUCAGCUCAUAUGUGUCUUAAUAAAUCUAUGCAUGUUUUUUUGUUUGUGUAUGUGUGCUUGUGUACGUGUGUGCUCAUGGGUUUGUUUGUGUGUGUGUGUGUGUGUGUGUGUUCAUGUGUGGUGAUGCAUGGUCAUAUCUUUUGUACAUAAUAUCCAAUGUAUGUGUGUGUCCAGGCGGAUGCUAAGCUGGUGUGUGAUGUGGUCACUCGUAUGGAGGACACAGAGCCCUACUCUGCAGAGCUGCUGACAGCUAUGAAGCGUCUGUGGGCCGAUGCCGGGACCCAGGAGUGUUUCAACAGGGCCAGGGAGUACCAGCUCAAUGACUCCGCUGCCUAGUGAGUACACACUAAGGGACCAAACAUAUCGGAAUGCAUGAAACUUGAAAUUAAGCAUAAUUCAUGCACUGACGUCAAUGGGAGAUUUGUGAGAAAGUUCCAGUUUCAUAACACACUCACAUAAACAGAAAAUUGGAAUUUGACUCCAUUAGCUGUCUGUUCUUGAACAGUAACACAGUGCAAAGGUUAGUCUUUGCAGUGACUGCGUUGGUUAGUCUUUACAGUGCAAAGGUUAGUCUUCGCCCUGUAUUUUUGUAGCUACACUCUUAGAAAAAAGAGAUCCAAAAGGGAUCUUUGGCUGUCCCCAUAAGAGAACCCUCUUUGGUUCUAGGUACAACCCUUUUUGGUUCCCUCUGUGGAAAGGGUUCUACAAGGAACCCAAAAGGGUUCUACUUGGAACCAAAAGGGUUUUUACCUAGAACCAAAAAGGGUUAUUUAAAGGGUUCUCCUAUGAGGACAGCCGAAGAACCCUUUUAGGUUCUAGAUGGCACCUUUUUUUCUAAGAGUGUAUUACUGAAGCUCUAUUUCUUCCUUUCUCUAUCCCUUCCCCCUCCUCCCUCCUGUUUCCAUUUCCCCCUCUCCUUCCUUCUUUCUCUCAUUAGCUACCUGGACAGUUUAGACCGUAUUGGUGCUGGUGACUACCAGCCCACUGAGCAGGACAUCCUGAGAACCCGAGUCAAGACCACUGGAAUCGUGGAGACCCAUUUCACCUUCAAAAACCUGCACUUUAGGUUAGACCCACCACACACAUAGAUUUACACAUACAGUACACAACCAGUCCAGUAUAUUUGUUUGUAGCAUAUUUGUAGUGUAUGAAUAAAUGACUGAAUGAAUGAAUGAAUGAAUGAAUGAAUGCAAUUUUAUUUUCGUAUCAAAUCGACAAUUGGCAACCCAUCCCUUAUGGGAUUAAUUGACACAUAAACAAACAUUACAAUAAUUCACUGUGGUAAUUAAAUGAUAAUUCUUCUUCCGGUGUUCUCUGCAUUGUGCAUCGCAUAAAGAGUGAAAAAAUGUAAGGUAAAAUUCAAUACAUAAUAGUAAAUAAGGUUAUCCAAACAAUAAUUAUAUCCCUAGAGCAGUAAAAUAAUAUACAUACAUACAUACAUACAUACAUACAUACACACUGUAUAUAUACACAUACAUACAGAACAUAUACAGAUAAAUAAAUACAGAAAACAAACGAAACAGAAGGCAUUUGAACCCAGUCUGGCACCAAGAGAAGAUUCAUGUGGGAGACAAGUCUAUACACAAUGUAUAUACACACACGUGCCAUUUACCACAUAGAAGCUAAAUAUUUGUACAAUUUAAUUAUAGGUAGCCCUUUUUCUUUUAUUCCAAGCUUUAUCUAAAUAUUCCGCAAACGGAAAUACACAAUGGACAAAAAACCAUUUUAGUUUCUCCUCAUCGCUCAGCCACAUAAUGCCAGGGUAUAUCUGGUGUGCUUUCUGGAAUAAGAGCAAGCCUAUAUCGUGGUAGAAAGGGCAAUAGAGGAUACAAUUAGUUUAAUUCUCUAUUUCUUCGAGGUCACAAUAGUUACAUAGUCUUUCCUCUUCCAUUUCACCACAAUACCGACCUAUUUCAAUACGCAGAGGCAAUAUCCCUGAUCUUACCUGUGCACAUAGCGAUCUCUUGCUUUUAGGUAAGUUAUACAUAAUAUAUCUCUCACACACGAAUUCACCCUUAAUCAAACAAAAGGUUCUCAAUUUAGGUUCAUGAUUAAUCUCCUCCACCCAUUUUUUUUCAUAUUGCAUCAACAGUUGUAUUUUAAUCAUAUCUACAGUUGAAGUCGGAAGUUUACACAUACACCUUAGCCAAAUACAUUUAAACUCAGUUUUUCACAAUUCCUGACAUUUAAUCCUUGUAAAAAUUCCCCGUCUUAGGUCAGUUAGGAUCACCACUUUAUUUUAAGAAUGUGAAAUGUCAGAAUAAUUGUAGAGAGAAUGAUUUAUUUCAGCUUUUAUUUCUUUCAUCACAUUCCCAGUGGGUCAGAAGUUUACAUACACUCAAUUAUUAUUUGGUAGCAUUGCCUUUAAAUUGUUUAACUUGGGUCAAACGUUAUGGGUAGCCUUCCACAAGCUUCUCACAAUAAGUUGGGUGAAUUUUGGCCCAUUCCUCCUGACAGAGCUGGUGUAACUGAGUCAGGUUUGUAGGCCUCCUUGCUCGCACACACUUUUUCAGUUCUGCCCACACAUUUUCUAUAGGAUUGAGGUCAGGGCCUUGUGAUGGCCACUCCAAUACCUUGACUUUGUUGUCCUUAAGCCAUUUUGCCACAACUUUGCAAGUAUGCUUGGGGUCAUUGUCCAUUUGGAAGACCCAUUUGCAACCAAGCUUUAACUUCCUAACUGAUGUCUUCAGAUGUUGCUUCAAUAUAUCCACAUAAUUUUCCUUCCUCAUGAUGCCAUCUAUUUUGUGAAGUGCACCAGUCCCUCCUGCAGCAAAGCACCCCCACAGCAUGAUGCUGCCACCCCCGUGCUUCACGGUUGGGACGGUGUUCUUCGGCUUGCAAGCUCCCCCUUUUCCUCCAAACAUAACAUUGGUCAUUAUGGGCAAACGGUUCUAUUUUUGUUUCAUCAGACCAGAGGACAUUUCUCCAAAAACUACGAUCUUUGUCCCCAUGUGCAGUUGCAAACCGUAGUCUUGCUUUUUUAUACAGCAGUGGAUUCUUCCUUGCUGAGCGGCCUUUCAGGUUAUGUCGAUAUAGGACUCGUUUUACUGUGGAUAUAGAUACUUUUGUACCUGUUUCCUCCAGCAUCUUCAUAAGGUCAUUUGUGUUGUUCUGGGAUUGAUUUGCAGUUUUCGCACCAAAGUACGUUCAUCUCUAGGAGACAGAACGCAUCUCCUUCCUGAGCGGUAUGACGGCUGUGUGGUCCCAUGGUGUUUAUACUUGCGUACUAUUGUUUGUACAGAUUAACUUGGUACCUUCAGGCAUUUGGAAAUUGCUCCCAAGGAUGAACCAGACUUGUGGAGGUCUACAAUUUGUUUUCUGAGGUCUUGGCUGAUUUCUUUUGAUUUUCCCAUGAUGUCAAGCAAAGAGGCACUGAGUUUGAAGGUAGGCCUUGAAAUACAUCCACAGGUACACCUCCAAUUGACUCAAAUGAUGUCAAUUAGCCUAUCAGAAGCUUCUAAAGCCAUGACAUCAUUUUCUGUAAUUUUCCAAGCUGUUUAAAGGCACAGUCAACUUCGUGUAUGUAAACUUCUGACCCACUGGAAUUGUGAUACAGUGAAUUAUAAGUGAAAUAAUCUGUCUGUAAACAAUUGUUGGAAAGAUUACUUGUGUCAUGCACAAAGCAGAUGUCCUAACCGACAUGCCAAAACCAUAGUUUGUUAACAAGAAAUUUGUGGAGUGGUUGAAAAACAAGUUUUAAUGACUCCAACCUAAGUGUAUGUCUCCCUUAAUUUGGUUUUCAUACAGAUGUUCACAGUCAGACUGUUGAAAAAGGUCAGACAUUUCAGUUGCCCAGGCUCCCCCUAUGGCAGUUGGCAUAUCCAACAGUCUAUUCCAUUCUCACCAUAAUGCUUUCCAUCUCAUCUCACAGGGUUCCCAGCCCAUGUCCCCAGUUAUUGCAAGUAUAGGUGGAAACCUGUGGACACCUAAAAAGUAACGUACUUUGUGUAACAUGUAUGUUAUGGCACGUUUAUAACUCUCAUGUUUCUUUCAGGCUGUUUGAUGUUGGAGGUCAGAGGUCAGAGAGAAAGAAGUGGAUCCACUGCUUUGAGGAUGUGACGGCCAUUAUCUUCUGUGUGGCGCUAAGUGGCUAUGAUCAGGUUUUGCAUGAGGAUGAAACAACUGUAAGUACUUCACACACACUUCAUACUACUCACAAACACGCCACACAUAUUCUCAAACAUACAUCUCAUCUGUCUUAUUUGGUAUUUUCUGCAGAAUCGCAUGCACGAGUCCCUCAUGCUCUUCGACUCUAUCUGUAACAACAAGUUCUUCAUCGACACCUCCAUCAUCCUCUUCCUCAACAAGAAGGAUCUGUUCGAGGAGAAGAUCAAGAAGUCACCACUAAGUAUCUGUUUCCCUGAAUAUACAGGUAAGACUUCCCUCCAGUCCGCAUACACACAAACUCAGACAGACACACAUGCAGAACAGAUGGUAGUAAGUCUCUCUCACUCUCUGGCGCUGUAUCUCUCUUCCUCCCCCACUCUUCUUUCUCCUCUCUCUCGCCCUCACCCACCUUUCCUCCCAAUCUCCCCAUAGGUGCUAACACUUAUGAUGAUGCUACCGCAUACAUUCAGGUGCAAUUUGAGAGUAAGAGCCGUUCGCCCAACAAGGAGAUCUACUGUCACCUGACCUGUGCCACUGACACAGGAAACAUCCAGGUAGUGUUUGACGCAGUCACUGACAUCAUCAUCGCCAACAACCUGAGGGGGUGUGGCUUAUACUGA